AUGUCUCCAGCUUUGGACACUACAGCAGGCUCCAAUGGGUCACAGUCUCCAGUCGACUCCCCAGCCCUGGAGCCCAUUGCGAUUAUUGGAUACUCCUGCCGACUUCCCGGUCAGGUCUCUUCCCCAAGUGAUCUUUGGGAACUAUGCACGAGAGGGCGCAGCGGCUGGUGCCCCAUCCCCAAGGACCGGUGGUCACCAGAAGCCUACCACCACCCGAACCCUUCGAAAGCAGGCACCUCCAACCAAAAAGGUGGCUACUUCGUUGAGGACGUUUCACGAUUUGAUGCUCCUUUCUUCAACGUCAGUGCCCAAGAGGCCAUCGCCAUGGACCCACAACACCGCUUCUUGCUAGAAUGUUCAUAUGAAGCAAUGGAGAGUGCCGGUAUUCCCAGAGAAUUCAUGGCCGGACGCAGUGUUGGUGUUUUCAUGGGAGGAAACUAUGCCGACUACGAGUCCAAUAACACACGCGAUACUGAAACGACUCCUAUGUUCCAAGCCACAGGAUGUGCGGCUGGUCUGAAAUCCAAUCGAAUUUCAUACAUGUUCGAUUUUAGAGGCCCCAGUUUUACUGUUGACACGGCUUGUUCGUCUUCUCUCGUUGCCUUGCACUCUGCUGUGCAGAGUCUGAGGAGCGGAGAAUCUACUGAGGCUCUUGUUGGUGGUUGCCAUUUGCUUUUGAACCCUGAAAAUUCCAUUACCAUGUCCAUGCAGCAACUGCUUAGCGAGGAGGGACGAACAUACGCUUUUGAAGAGAGAGGAAAAUCUGGAUUUGCUCGUGGUGAGGGCGCUGGUGUCAUCAUGCUUAAAACUCUCUCUGCUGCAAUCCGCGAUCGCGAUCCCAUCCGUUCUGUGGUCACUCAUUCCGGUGUCAAUCAAGAUGGAAGAACUAAGGGAAUUACUCUACCAAACGGCCAGGCCCAGGAGGAUCUGAUUGGCCGGGUGUACCAGGAAGCGGGCUUGAACCCAGUAGACUGUGGCUACGUUGAAGCCCACGGCACAGGUACCGCGGCCGGUGACCCCAUCGAAGCAACUGCUAUUCAUGCAGUACUUGGACAGGGUCGAAACGCCAGAAACCCGCUAUACAUGGGAUCAGUCAAGACCAACGUUGGUCAUUUAGAAGGUGCCAGCGGUAUUGUUUCAGUUAUCAAGUCAGCUAUGAUGCUCGAUAGCGGACUUCUACUCCCUAAUGCCGAAUACAAGAAACCCAACCCCAAGAUUCCCUUCGCUGAGUGGAACAUGAAGGUUGUAAACUCGACGCGCCCGUGGCCCCGUGGCAAGAAAUAUAUCAGUAUUUCUAACUACGGUUUCGGCGGUACGAACGCACAUGUUGUCUUGCAAAAGGCUCCUUCGCAGCCGACACCAGAAGAGACCAUUAAGGAAAAAGAUGGCAAGCGCCGCCUGAUCGUCAUUUCAGCAAAUGACCGAGAGGCUCUUCGUCAGAGAAGCCGGGACUACGGUAUCUAUUUCGAACAACGUCCUGAAGUGUUCGAAAACACCCUGUUCAGCAACUUUGCCUACACAGUUGGAAGCAAGCUGUCUAACCUUCCUUUCCGUAUCGCCCUGUCUGCCACAUCCCUUAACGAUGCAGGCAUUCAGCUAGCGCAGAUGAAGAUCAGCCCAGCCCGUGUGGUCGGAGGUGACGGUCCUUCUGUUGCCUUUGUCUUCACUGGACAGGGAGCUCAGUGGGCUCAGAUGGGUAUGCCUCUGAUGGAUGAAUACCCAGUUUUUGCCUCUGCCGUUGAGCGCGCCGACAAGUGCCUGUCCCAGGACUUGGGUGCCGACUUCUCCCUUCUCGAGGAGCUGCAGAAGGAUGUGGAGACCUCCAGGAUUAACACUCCUUAUCUGAGUCAACCGGCCUGCACUGCUCUGCAGGUUGCCCUCGUUGAUCUGCUUCGCUCCUGGGGUAUCCGCCCAAGCUCAGUUGUUGGUCACAGCUCCGGUGAAAUUGGUGCGGCAUAUGCUGCUGGAAUUUUCGACUUGGAGGGUGCCAUGACCCUGGCAUACCGCCGUGGUCAAAUGACCGAGUUGUUGAAGAGCACUUUCCCUGACCUCAAGGGUACCAUGAUGGCUGUUGGCUCCAGCGUGGAAGACAUCAAGCCUAUGCUAAAGACCCUCUCCACUGGAUACGCUACUGUGGCCUGUGUCAACAGUCCUUCCAGUGUCACUAUCUCUGGUGAUGUUCCGGCCGUUGAGGAGCUGGGGGCUAUCCUCGAGGAGAAGAAGAUCUUCAACCGUAGGCUCAUGAUCGACGUGGCUUACCACUCUGAUCAUAUGAAGAACGUCAGUGAGGCAUACUUGAAGGCCAUUGAGUCAGUGCAGCCCUCGGACACAGCCAGCGCUACCUUCUUCUCUUCUGUGACCGGUGAAAUUGGCAAGGCAACGGAUCUUGGCCCAAGCUACUGGGUGCAGAACUUGACAUCGUCGGUGCUGUUCGCCAAUGCCCUCAGCAAGAUGUGUGGCGCUGAGAACAAGCCCAACCUACUCGUUGAAGUCGGACCUCAUUCCGCUCUCAAGGGUCCGAUUCUCGACACCCUGAAGACCCUCGGCACAUCGGUUGCUACCAAGGUCGGCUAUGCCCCAACUAUUGUCCGGAAGGUCGACCCCUCCCAGUCUGUUCAAGAAACUGCCAGUGCCGUAUACGUCCGUGGUGGAACACUGAAUAUCAACGAGAUCAACUUCCCUCGCACUGGCACGGCAUCUCGCACAUUCCUCCGCGAUCUGCCCCGGUACCCCUGGCAGCACGAGACUGAGUUCUGGCACAAGACCCGUAUCACCGAGAAGCACAAGUUCCGUGAUGGAGUACGAAACGACGUCUUGGGCGCCGAGGCGUUCUAUUCCAACGACUUAGAACCUACAUGGAGAAACAUCGUUCGUCUCGACGAUAUCCCUUGGCUCCGUGAUCACAAGAUGCAGGGGAUGAGCGUGUACCCCAUUGCCGGUUAUCUGGCUAUGGCAAUUGAAGCCGCUCGCAGACGCUCAGAGAAGUAUGGCACUGUUGCUGCCAACUCACAGUUCGAGUUCCGCGAAGUGAGUGUUGGUGCCGCCCUCGUCUUGACCGACGACACAGACGCCGAGACUACCAUCACCCUGAAGCCUUACACUGAGGGUACUCGUGGUAACUCUGACGCCUGGGACGAAUUCCGGAUCUGCUCUUGGAACAGCAAGCGUAACUGGACAGAGCACUGCACAGGUCUGGUCCGCACUCGCCCAAACAAGAAGACCCAGAAGCAGAACUCUGUCGUCAAUUCGGUCGAGUUCGAGGAGAAGGUUUUCAGAAAGAGGAUCACUGAGGUCAAGGGCGCUGCUACUUACAAGAUCGAUACCGAUAAUCUGUAUAAAGUGCUCGCGGACGUCGGCGCUGGCUAUGGAACUCCCUUCCAGGGUAUUGAGAACUGCUUCUCUGACCCCCACCACUCGCGUGCCGACCUGUACGUUCGUGACACCAAGUCAAUGAUGCCCAAGGAGUUCGAGGCUCCCCUGACCAUUCACCCUACCUUCUUGGAUGCUUUGCUGCACCUUACGUGGCCCAUUCUUGGAAAGGGUCGUAUGGAGCUUCACACGCUUUACAUGCCAACUAUGAUCAAGAAUCUUGUUAUCAAUGGAAACCUCUCAUCCACCCCCGGUGACCACUACCGUGCCUGGUGUAUCGGAGGUUCCGACUUGGUCAAGCCUGAACCCACCAAGUUCGACCUGUGGGUGACAUCUACGAACUCUAGUGAGGUCUUGAUCAACUUGGAGGGCCUGACCAUGACCCCCAUUAACGACGCUGGAAGUGGUGACAAUGGUAUCAGCGACCUUUGCUACAAGCUCGAAUGGAAGUCCUUGGCUGAGAUCGAGAGUGCCGCUGCCGAGGAGGCUGAGGUCAAGGAAACCAAUGGCAAUGCCAAUGGACACUCCAAUGGACAUACCAACGGCCACACUAACGGCCACACUAAUGGUCACACCAACGGCGUCAAUGGGCACCACGAGGAGUCCAAGGACGAGCUCCUGAUUGCCCAAUUCGGCAAGUCUGAAGUUGCUGCCGAGCGCUUGAAUGAGGCUAUCUCCAGAGAAGCCAUUCGCUGGUCGACUUCCAUCUCGUCGCUGAGUGAGAUUGACGCCAGCCAGAAGCGCGAACAUGUUAUCAUCCUGCACACUGCGGCCAAGACCCUGCGUGACCUCACAGAGUCAGACUUUGCCAACAUUCAGAAGACUCUUCUCAACUCCACCAACGUCAUUUGGAUCUACCGCAACGACACUCCUGAUUCUCAGAUGAUCGUUGGGCUCACUCGCAGCUUGCGCUCCGAGACCAUGGCCAAGGUUGCCACUAUUGGCCUCAGUGCCGAGGACUUGAAGAAGCCCGCUGGCCCUGUCCUGGCUGCCAUGAAGGCCUUGUGGCCCGCUGACAAAUCCAUCCAGCCCUGCAAGGACUUCGAGUUCAAGACCGAGAAUGGCGAACUCUUCGUUCCCCGUGUCACGAAUGACACUGCUCUCAACUCUUUCGUGCACAAUGAGACCAGCUCCGAGCCCAUGCUAUCUUCCCAACCCUUCGCCCAGCCCGGUCGCCGUUUCCACCUUGAGAUUGGCAGCUACGGUGCCCUGGAUACUCUGUACUUUGCCGACGACCAAGUUGUGCCCCUGGCUGACGAUGAAAUCGAAAUCGAAGUUAAGGCCACCGGUCUGAACUUCAAGGAUAUCGUUGUCACCAUGGGACAACUUGCCCAACCUUACAUCGGUAUUGAGUGCAGUGGUGUUGUCUCUUCCAUUGGUAAGAAGGUCACCAACUUGAAGGUUGGCGAGCGAGUCAUGGCUUUGCCCCUGGGUGGUUACUCUACAUUCGCACGCUGCAAGGGAACCAGUGCCACUGUCAUUCCUGAGAACAUCUCACUCGAGGUCGCUGCCACUGUGCCCGUUGUUUUCUGUACCGCGUAUUAUGCCCUCUACGAGCUUGGUCGCCUAAAGAACAACACCGGAGAGAAGGUCUUGAUCCACGCCGCCGCCGGUGGUGUCGGUCAGGCCGCGAUCAUGCUGGCCCAGAUGGCCGAGGCUGAUAUCUAUGUGACUGUUGGAAGCGCCGAGAAGAAGGAGUUCCUCAUCACGCAGUACGGUCUCCGCGAGGACCACAUCUUCUACAGUCGUGAUGCUUCCUUCGGUCGCAGCAUUCGCGAGGUUACCGGAGGUGUUGAUAUCGUUCUAAACUCCCUCGCAGGUGACUUGCUUCGUGAGACCUGGGAGUGCCUUGCGCCCUUUGGAAGGUUCAUUGAAAUUGGCAAGGCGGAUAUCACCAAGAACACCCGUUUGGACAUGCAGCCUUUCGAGUACAAUGUCUCCUUCCACUCUGUCGAUCUCACGAAGAUCGCCGCCUACAAGCCUCGGUUAAUGAAGCAGUUAUUGGACAACGUUUCUUCCUUGAUGGCCCAUGGCUUCAUCCACUCCAUCUUCCCUCUCUCGUCUUAUCCUAUCUCCGAGAUUGAGAACGCUUUCCGUGCCUUGCAGACCGGAAAGUCGAUGGGUAAGAUCGUGGUCAUCCCUCAAGAAGGCGAUCAGGUCAAAGCAGUCGUCGCCAAGACCGGCUCUAACAUACUCAAGGCUGACGCCACCUACAUUCUCAUUGGAGGUACUGGUGGUCUGGGCCGAAGCAUGGCCAAGUGGAUGUCGCAGAAGGGUGCCCGCAACAUCGUUCUCGUAUCACGAAGUGCUGCAAUCAAUGCGCAAGUGCAAGCCCUGAUAGAUGAAUUGGCCCCUAGCGGCACCAACAUCACCGUCAAGGCCUGCGACGUCAGCACCCGUAAGUCAGUCGACGCUAUGCUGAGGGACAUGUCGGAUCUGCCACCAAUUCGCGGUGUCGUCCACGGUGCAAUGGUUCUUCGGGAUAUGCUCUUCGAGAACAUGGACCUCGAAGACUUCGAGGCUGUCACUGCCAGCAAGGUCGACGGUGCCUGGAACCUCCAUGACGCCCUGACCAAGUCUCCUCUCGACUUCUUCGUGGCGCUCUCCUCCGUUUCCGGUGUCGUCGGUAACCGAGGACAAGCCGCCUACGCAGCCGCCAACGUCUUCCUCGACGGUUUCAUGGAGUGGCGCCGUAGCCAGGGUCUCCCUGGAAUUACCAUCGACCUUACUGCCGUGCGCGACGUCGGUUAUCUCGCCGAGGUCGACACUAAGCGCCAGCAAGAGGUUCUCAAGAACAUCGGUACAGACGGUAUGACCGAGGCAGAAGUGCUGGCGCUUCUUGCCGCAGCCGUGACGGGCGAUCUGACCGAAUCGUGCGGCGGACAAGCCAUUACCGGCUUAGAGUCCAACACCCACGAUCACUUCUGGGAGCAAGACGCCAAGUUCAGUCUUCUGGCCACAGCCAACAAGACUCAGGCAGGUGGAGACUCGAACGAGAUCGCUCUACCGCUCCACGUGCAGUUUGCCAACCUUGAAUCCAAAGAGGACAAGCUGCAGGUUUGUUACAAGGCUUUGGCAGCCAAGCUCGCCCAAGUACUUGUGCUUUCUCUCGAAGAUAUCGAGCCCACUAUCUCGGUUUCCUCGCUCGGGUUGGACUCUUUGGUUGCCAUUGAGAUCCGUAACUGGAUUGCCCGUGAGGCCAAUGCCAAUGUGCAGGUUUUGGAGCUCUUGUCGACUGGUUCGCUGAUGGCACUUGCUGAUGUCAUCGUGACCAAGUCGCAGAAAUAA
This is a messenger RNA of Penicillium antarcticum, 6657 nucleotides long. Its product is annotated as type I polyketide synthase. The record is from RefSeq and is a predicted model, not a curated record. NCBI's taxonomy places the organism in Eukaryota, Fungi, Ascomycota, Eurotiomycetes, Eurotiales, Aspergillaceae. The coding region runs from base 1 to 6657 and encodes 2218 amino acids. Gene Ontology annotation, molecular function: 3-oxoacyl-[acyl-carrier-protein] synthase activity; fatty acid synthase activity; phosphopantetheine binding. Gene Ontology annotation, biological process: fatty acid biosynthetic process; secondary metabolite biosynthetic process. The transcript has 4 exons.